Molecule: messenger RNA, 2249 nt
Organism: Folsomia candida
Lineage: Eukaryota; Metazoa; Arthropoda; Collembola; Entomobryomorpha; Isotomidae
Exons: 8
Coding region: 277-2034 (585 amino acids)
Biological process (GO): transmembrane transport; metal ion transport
Cellular component (GO): membrane
Molecular function (GO): metal ion transmembrane transporter activity
Source: RefSeq, a predicted model, not a curated record
AUUCAGCUUCGGAUGAGACACAGACUUGGCAACAUUCUUAUUUAUUUGAACUUUGUCAAAGAUCUUGACUCAUUUUCCUAGUCAAACAUUUGUUACAAAUUAUUACAAAUUAUAAUAUAUGAUGGGAGGGAUGCCAUGAACUAGAAGAAAAGCUGCUGAAGACAACAGCAUGGAAAUGGAAAGAUUGUUUAUGGUUAUUCACCCGCUUAUCACUGGUAAAUAAACCAUGCAUUCAAGGACUAAUAUGGACCUUAUAUACUAAAGGACAAUUUCGCAAUGACAUCUUCUCGGUUUACCGUCAUUUUUUCUAAAUAUAUUAUUACUACUACGCGUACGCCACGGACGAACCACUUUCGCUUCAAAUGGGGACAGCCUCAGCAGUGUCACUUCCUAAGUACUGGAGAUAAUCUUUGGAACAGAAGAACGUCGUCGGAAACUGUUGGACUUGGACAAUGGUCUCAAAAAAGUAAACCGAGACAACGAAGGGGCGUUGGCAGGAAUGUCUCCGAAGAAAACAAUCGACUCACGGAGGUUAUUACAAUUUACGAAAAGUUGACAAAAUCUCGUGACCGUGAGGAGGAAGUCAGAAGUGGCGAUGAUGAAAAUUCAAGCGAAGACGUGUUUCGACCAUCUUCCAGUUACUUUGAUUACUUGGGUAAAGCCGAGGAUGAGGAAUCUGGGGGAGCAGGAGGGGGCAUUAAUUCUAUUCUUCAAAGAAUACGGUCUUCCCCCAUUGCUGAACCAGGAAAAUUUGCACCAAGCUCAAACAAUAGCGAAAGCCAGAGUCCGAAAGUUUUAGACUUUUCCAAGUUUCGCAAUAUUUUAGGAAAAAAUUAUGCUUAUUUUUCUGCAAAAACAGGACUUUUACAAAGCCAUACUUUAGAAUCUUUGGUUUGGGAUGGAUCCUUAGCAGGGGAACAAGGGACAAAUAAUACAGCCACUACGAUCCCCCUCAAGUCACACGAUCUUAUUCUAAACACAAAGCAAUUUUGCUUGAGCAUUAUAAAUCCGACCGCAAAAGACUUGGCCUUUCUAGGUAGUCAACUUCAUGUCCAUGACCUCACACUUCGAGAUAUCCGCAAGGAAAAUACCGAAGAAAAGGUUGAAGUAUUUAAGCAUUACACAUUCCUUUCCCUAAGACCAUACUUGGAUAGCAAAUCAGAGAGUAGCACGCCUACAGAUUUCACUCAGUCGACAAUCGACAAGAACAUGCAACCUCUUCUUACUCGAAGCAGGGAUAUCGACUUGAACAUUCUACUAUUUCCCGAUUUUGUUAUAAUUGUCCACCAAGGUCAUCAUUGGAGUGGGUUUAAGGACAUGUUGGGUUUUCUCAAUUUGCUUUGUUCGUAUGGGAACUCGUCUCUCACUCCAGAUUGGAUUCUUUUUUCAAUUUUUAUUGAGCUAAAUCAAGAUGCUAAAUAUUGUGUAAAGUCACUUGAACCUAAAAUUCUCAACUUAAAAGUUGCCGAUUCUAUCAUGGAAAAUGGGGGUGAAAAUCUCGACAAGGAUGCCCUUGCGACUGAGUUAUCCAACGUCCUAACUAAAAACUUUGAGAAUGAAUUUGAAAUCUAUAAAAUUAACGGAUUCAUAAAACCCAAAAUCAAGGUUCUGAAAUUGCUUCGUCCCAAAUGUGGAAAUCGAAUAGGAUCUGGGGUUCUAAACCUGCUGUCUGGGACUAGAAAAGAGUUUGAAGAGCUUGGGGAGGCUUUGGACCACUUUUCUCAUAUCCUGGAAAGAUCACAAGACACUUGUCUAACUAUGGCGAAUGUACGUCAAAGUCAAGAAUCUAAUCAGAUGGGGAAAGCAAUGAAAAGAAUCUCUGAGGUCGCCCUUCUUUUCCUUCCACUGCAGGCGCUGGCAGGAUUUUUGGGGAUGAAUGUGCGUGUCCCCUUCCAGCAAGUAGACUCGACUGCCCCUUUCUGGGGGAUUAUCCUGAGCUGCAGCGUUUUACUCGUGGGAUUGUACCGAGUAAGCAAAUCUGCAUCAAAAGUCCGAGUGGUUAAGAAGGCAACCUCAGUAGGAUUUAAAAAGUAAGAGUCAGCAAGGGAAGUGAUAAGUCAACUUAAUUAAGCUAAACUUUUUAAAAUCUAACGUAAGUAAACCUAUUCUACACAAGCCCGUUCGUUUUUCAUUUUUCUGAUCACCAACCGCAUUAUUUACAACUUUUAUGCUGCCUCAAAAUGUUAAUAAAGGUAUUUCGUAUAAGAAAUCAUACAUAUUAACUUAAAUAAAUCGAUAAUGUUCAUAGA